This is a messenger RNA of Paramisgurnus dabryanus, 1626 nucleotides long. It is a transcript of the gene pcolce2b, whose product is annotated as procollagen C-endopeptidase enhancer 2b. Gene Ontology annotation, molecular function: collagen binding; peptidase activator activity; protein binding. The record is from RefSeq and is a predicted model, not a curated record. Lineage: Eukaryota; Metazoa; Chordata; Actinopteri; Cypriniformes; Cobitidae.
UCUCUCUCUCUGCAUGACUUUGAUCGCAGGGUUUGGGAAAAGGCAGCUGUCGUGUUUGCUCGCGGACAAACGCUGUAUUUAUCUGCCUCUAAAACUUCAGUAUAGGCGGAGCACAACAAUAUCAUUAAUGCAGCUGGACACAGAUAAACACACCGUCUGAUCCACUGUCAUAUCUCACAAUGUGGACUAUCUGCGGUGUCUUGAUCUCCUGGGGUCUGCUGCUCUUGGUACAUGUCCGAGCUCAGUCUCAAAACAGGCAGACCUUCACAUGUGGUGGGAAUAUAACAGGAGAUUCAGGUGCUAUCGGUAGUCAGGGUUAUCCUGGCGUCUAUCCACCCAAUACCAAAUGUGUAUGGAGAAUUACAGUUCCUGAUGGCAAAGUGGUUGUCCUCACAUUCAGAUUUCUUGACUUGGAGAGUGAUAACCUGUGCAGGUAUGAUUAUGUGGACGUUUACAGCGGUCAUGCCAAUGUUCAGCGUCUUGGCCGCUUCUGUGGGACGUUCAGACCAGGAGCCCUUGUUUCUACAAGCAAUAAGAUGCUUAUACAGAUGGUAUCUGAUGCCAACACAGCUGGCAGUGGCUUCCUAGCUGUGUACUCUGCUGCCAACCCACAUGAGCGAGGAGAUCAGUAUUGUGGUGGGAGAUUAGUUAAGCCUUCAGGAACCUUCAAGACCCCUAACUGGCCGGAUAAAGACUAUCCUGCGGGAGUCACAUGUUCCUGGCAUAUAGUGGCACCGAAAAACCAGAUAAUAGAGGUGAAAUUUGAGAAGUUUGAUGUGGAGAGGGACAACUACUGCCGUUAUGAUUACGUAGCGAUUUUUAAUGGAGGAGAAAUCAACGAUGCCAAAAGAAUUGGAAAAUACUGUGGAGACAGUCCACCGGCGCCUGUGUUUUCAGAGGGAAAUCAGCUCUUCAUUCAGUUUCUCUCUGAUCUGAGUUUAACAGCAGAUGGUUUUAUCGGUCAUUACAAAUUUAGACCAAAGAAACUUCCCACCACAACUAUCCCACCAACCACAACAGCACCGCCCACUACCACCAGACCCAUACCUUUGAAGUACUCUGCAGCGCUGUGUCAACAGAAAUGCAAACGUAAGGGAACCCCUGAGAGCCACUACUGUUCCAGUAACUUCGUGAUUACGGGAACGGUCAUAACUGCUGUAACACGUGGAGGUAGCAUGUACGCCACCAUCUCCAUUAUCAAUGUUUACAAGGAGGGCAGUCUAGCCAUUCAACAGGCUGGCAAAACCAUGAGCACUAAGAUUGUCAUCCUGUGCAAGAAAUGUCCCUACAUCAGGCGAGGUUUGAACUACAUCUUCAUGGGCCAGUCGGAUGAGGAUGGACGUGGAAUGAUCGCACCCCAUCAUUUCGUCAUGGCUUUCAAGGCCAAGAACCAGAAGGCCUUCAACAUGCUAAAGAACAAACACUGCUGAGCUAUCCAAAAUUCUUCCGGUUUCUUCGUACUUACUGCAUGACCCGACUUCAUUCAACAAACGGGUCUAAGGAUUUUUGAAGCACAAGAGCCCUGGAUGGACUCUCUUUUAUUCAUAUUUUUCAUGACUAUUUUUCUUAUAGCUUAAAGGAAUAGUCUACUCAUUUUCAAUAUUAAACUAUGUUAUUACCUUAACU